Varanus komodoensis (Komodo dragon) is the source of this 1938-nucleotide messenger RNA. It is a transcript of the gene ISYNA1, whose product is annotated as inositol-3-phosphate synthase 1. The coding region runs from base 58 to 1728 and encodes 556 amino acids. Gene Ontology annotation, biological process: phospholipid biosynthetic process; inositol biosynthetic process. Gene Ontology annotation, molecular function: inositol-3-phosphate synthase activity. The transcript is spliced from 11 exons. The record is from RefSeq and is a predicted model, not a curated record. Lineage: Eukaryota; Metazoa; Chordata; Lepidosauria; Squamata; Varanidae. Gene Ontology annotation, cellular component: cytoplasm.
UCGGACGCGCGCGGAGACGGAGAGACGUGGAACCGGAGCCGGAGCGGAGCCAACGCCAUGUCCCUGCCGUUCGUGGUGCAGAGUCCAGACGUCAGGUACACCCAGGACUUCAUCGAGGCCAGGUACGCCCAUGCCACCGUGCAGGUCUCCAAGGAGGACGGCAUCACCAAGGUCACGCCGUCCUCCGUCCACCUCACCUUCCGCACCGAGAGGCGCGUUCCCAAGCUGGGCGUGAUGCUGGUGGGCUGGGGGGGCAACAACGGCUCCACCGUGACCGCCGCCGUCCUGGCCAAUCGCAUGGCCCUCUCCUGGAUGACCAAGAGGGGCCGCAAGCACGCAAACUACUACGGCUCCCUCCUCCAAGCAUCGACCGUGUGCCUGGGCAGCGGGCCUUCCGGCGAUGUGUACGUCCCCUUCCGCGACCUGCUCCCGAUGGUCGAUCCGAACGACAUUGUCUUCGAUGGCUGGGACAUCUCCUCGCUGAACCUGGCCGAGGCCAUGCGCAGGGCCGAGGUGCUGGACUGGGCGCUGCAGGAGCAGCUGUGGCCCCACAUGGAGGGCCUGAAGCCGCGGCCCUCCAUCUACAUCCCCGAGUUCAUCGCGGCCAACCAGGAGGAGCGGGCCGACAACGUCCUGACGGGGACCAAGGCUGAGCAGAUGGCUCAGAUCCGCCAGGACAUCCGAGACUUCAAGCACUCCAGCGGGGCGGACAAGGUGAUCGUCCUCUGGACAGCCAACACGGAGCGCUUCUGUGACGUCCAGCCUGGUUUGAACGACACGGCCGACAACCUGCUCCGAGCCAUUGAGAGCGGCUCGGAGGUGUCCCCUUCCACACUUUUCGCCGUGGCCAGCAUCCUGGAGGGCUGCACCUACAUCAACGGCUCCCCCCAGAACACCUUUGUGCCGGGGGCAGUCGACCUGGCCAUCCAGCGGGGGGUCUUCAUCGCUGGCGACGAUUUCAAGUCCGGCCAGACGAAGCUCAAAUCCGUGCUGGUGGACUUCCUCAUCAGCUCCGGGAUCAAGCCGGUCUCCAUCGUCAGCUACAACCACCUGGGCAACAACGACGGCAGGAAUCUCUCCGCACCGGCCCAGUUCCACUCCAAGGAGCUGUCCAAGAGCAAUGUGGUGGAUGACAUGGUGCAGGCGAACGCCGUGCUGUACGGGCCGGAGGAGCGCCCGGAGCACUGCGUGGUGAUCAAGUACGUCCCCUGCGUCGGAGACAGCAAGCGAGCGAUGGACGAGUACACCUCCGAGAUCGCGCUGGGGGGCACCAACACCAUCGUCAUCCACAACGUGUGCGAGGAUUCCUUGCUGGCCUUCCCCAUCAUCCUGGACCUGGUGAUCCUGGCGGAGCUGUGCCAGCGGAUCCGGGUGGGCGUGGAAGGAGAGGGGGAGCCGCAGCCACUGCACAGCGUCCUGUCCCUCCUGGGCUUCCUCUGCAAAGCUCCGCUCGUCCCCGAAGGCGCCCCGGUGGUCAACGCGCUUUUCCGCCAGCGGGCCGCCCUGGAGAACCUGUUCAGGGCCUGCGUUGGGCUCCCGCCCCAAAACCACAUGCAGCUGGAAUACAAGGUGCAGCAGCCGUGGGGCAAUGCCAAGCACUUCUGCCCGCCCUCCAAGCUGGCCGCUGCCAAGAAGACAGCCCCCCACCUGAACGGCUGUGUCUGCCCCCUGGCAAAAAGCAAGGGCCACCCGGACCCCCACAGCCCCUUAGCUGGCGUGCAGAACUAGAAGCCUCCCGGGCCACCCGCCAGUGGCGCGCAGUAGCCGGCGCAACCCUGCAGCCUGGGGGGCCAGCUCCUUCUCUCCCCCCGUCUCUUUUGCAUCGGCUAGUUGGGGUUUGCGCCCACUAGGGCAACGGCAGUGCCUUUUCCUGUAGCCCCCCCAGCAUCGUUCAAAAGCUGACCCUCCCACCGAGUGUGAAAUAAAGUGUAAUCCGAA